UUCUUUAAUAUUCCCAAAUCUCUCUCUCUCUCAACGGUAUACACACACGUCACAGUUCUCGCCUACCUCCUCCGUCAUUUCUUCACUUCCAAGCAGCCAUUGUUAACCUACUGCUAACUAACACUCGCCAAAUCUCUCCAUUGAAGAACUUCUCAAGAAAGACUUUAAUAAUACUGUUUAAUGGAAGUGGGGAAACGGAGGGGAACCACCACCACCGCCGCCGCCGCCGCAAGAAACGGUGUGGUUUCAGGAUCGAUUUGGGAGAGUAGAAUGAAGAUUGAUCAAGUCAAGGGAGGUAUUAAAGUCUUCAAUGGCGAUGAUGAUGAUAAUGAUGAUGAUCAAAUCUCUGACAUCAACAACAACAUUAACAUUAACAAGAAGAAGAAGUUGAAACCAAAACUCACUCUUGCUACUACCCCCAUUGGCAAGAGGAAGACAUGGAAAUCCGAGAACUCCAGCCCAAACCCAAUUCAGAUCGCAAGGAAUAAGCUGCUGGAGGAUUCCCUCCAACAAUUGAAGGAAACCACCGACGACGACGACGGCGGGAUUCAUAAAUUCUCUCUAAUUCAGACGCCACAGCUGAGGAAGACGAGAUCUGAAUUGGGUAAGGAAAUGAUCCUAUCUUUAGUAGUAGAUGAUGAUAUUGGAAAUGAGAAAACCCCGAUUCGAAGAAUCAAGUCGAGAUUUGAAGAAUCUACUAAGGAGGUGAAUUCUCCGGUCAACAAGAUCCCGAUUCAGAUUAGAAAGGAAAUCGGUGGAUCAGGGGAGGAGGAGAGAAUUGAGAAGAAUCCAAUGCCAUCUGGAUCUAUUGACGAAAACAACGAGAAAAACCCAUCCAAUAGUAGUAGAAGCUCAUUAGAUAUUGAACAGAAGAAACCAAAGCCUGAGAAGAUUAUUACUAUUGAUGGAACUGUGGACCAAUCUGACAUAAUAGAGAUUGAAUCUGCUCCGAUCAAACUGAUGUUGGAUGAAAAAAAAGACGAGAUCAUUGAAGAAAAGGAAAUAAUCAUCGGGGUUGGGGUUGAAGAGAAAUCCAAACAAGUAGUGAAUGAAGUGAAGAAGAAGAAGAUGAUGAUGACGAAGCAGAUCCAAGAAAGAACAGUACCCAUCGUCAAGAAACAAAUCCCAUCAUCAUCAAAGCCUAAAUUUAACAGAGUUUCUCAGAGACACAGCAGAUUGCAGAGUUUAGUUGAUUUGGUAAUGUGGAUAGAUGUAUCAAAGUCAGCAUUUGUGUUUGGAUUUGGAACAUUCAUAAUAAUUUCAUCUUCUUACACAAAUGAUGUAAAUAUCAGUUUGAUAUCGGUUGUUUCCUACCUGGGUCUAGUCUAUCUUGCUGUGAUCUUCCUGUCCAGAUCCAUUAUUCGCAGGGGAAAUGAAGUUGCAGACAAUGGUAACAUUGAUAAUGAUGAUGUUGAUGAAUUGAAUGAAAAGUAUUAUGUAAUUGGAGAAGAAGAAGCAAUGUGGUUAAUGAGGAAAAUCCUUCCUUAUUUAAAUGAAUUCCUUCUUAAACUCAGAGCCCUAUUUUCUGGGGAUCCCUCUACCACCAUGAAAUUAGCAGUGAUGCUGUAUAUUUUAGCUAGAUGUGGAAGCUCCAUUACCAUCUGGAAGAUGAUCAAAUUCGGCUUUAUCGGAAUCUUCACAGUACCCAAAAUUUGCUCUUCUUAUUCCACGCAGUUCACUGCCUAUGGAAAUUUCUGGUUUAGAAGAUUUCUGGACGCUUGGGUUUCAUGUUCUCAUAAGAAAGCUGUUGCUGUCGGGAUCUUCACUCUUAUCUGGAAUCUAUCAUCCGUCGUUGCUAGAUGUUGGGCAUUGUUUAUGCUAUUUGUGGCAUUUAGAUACUAUAAGGAGUCCAGUUUGAUGAUGAACAGAGAUGUUGGAGAAGAAGAUGAUGUCCAGAGAAGAGAGGACACGUGCCAGACUCCCAUUGGGAAAUCCAGUGGGAGGAGAGUGAGAUCGACCUUAUUGCAUACUACUACUACUUCUACUGUUUCUAUGAAAGAAAAGAAGAGAUAUUAAUUCAUGGUGGUGGAGGAUAAAUAAAUUGGUUCAAUUAUUCA
Impatiens glandulifera is the source of this 2057-nucleotide messenger RNA. Its product is annotated as reticulon-like protein B21. The record is from RefSeq and is a predicted model, not a curated record. Bases 181 to 2016 code for a protein of 611 amino acids. The transcript is spliced from 7 exons. Lineage: Eukaryota; Viridiplantae; Streptophyta; Magnoliopsida; Ericales; Balsaminaceae.